CAACCCCAAUAAUAGUUCUAAAUUCUUGAAUUUUCUUUAAAUCUCAACCACUCCCCACAAAUAACCCAAAAUAAAAACAAACAAUUACUCGUACGUAAUUACUAUUAUUGGCUGCAGAACCUUUAGCUAAAUUUCAAUCCUUUCUCCGACCAUUUCUUUUUGUUUUUCUUGUCUAAUUCUUGCUUGUUUGUGGGUCUCUGGAUCGUCCGCCGAUGUUGGAGAUGGAAGAGGCGUCGAGUUCCCACCGCCCCUCUCCGCCGCCGGCCGCUUCCGCGUCGGCCAUGGUCCUCUCGCCGGAGAAUGCUUUGUUUAACAAGUACGAGAUUGGAAAACUUCUGGGCUGCGGCGCGUUUGCGAAAGUGUAUCACGCUAGAAACGUCGCCACCGGCCAGAGCGUCGCUGUUAAGGUCAUUAACAAGAGCAGGCUCAACAACAACGCGAAUCUCAUGGCGAAUAUCAAGCGCGAGAUCUCUAUUAUGAGUCGCCUGAGCCACCCUCAUAUCGUCAGGCUUUUCGAAGUUCUUGCCACCAAGAGGAAGAUCUAUUUCAUUUUGGAGUUUGUCAAAGGUGGGGAAUUGUUUGCUAAAGUGGCCAAAGGCCGGUUUAGCGAAGAUCUGGGCCGGAAGUACUUCCAGCAGCUCAUUUCUGCCGUGAGUUACUGCCAUCUCCGCGGCGUCUACCACCGGGAUCUGAAGCCGGAAAAUCUUUUGCUGGACGAAAGUGGGGAUCUGAAGGUCUCCGAUUUCGGGCUCAGCGCGUUGACGGAUCAGGUCCGGGCUGACGGGCUUUUGCACACGCUUUGCGGCACUCCGGCUUACGUGGCGCCGGAGAUUCUCGCUAAGAAAGGCUAUGACGGCUCGAAGAUCGACGUGUGGUCGUGCGGCGUCGUCCUGUUCGUGCUCACAGCUGGGUAUUUGCCCUUCAACGACCCGAAUCUGAUGAAUAUGUAUAAGAAGAUCUACAAAGGCGAGUUCCGGUGUCCCAAGUGGAUGUCGCCGGAUCUGAAGCGGUUUCUGACCCGGCUCCUGGACACAAACCCGGAAACCAGAAUCACUAUUGAUGAAAUUAAGCGCGACGCCUGGUUCAGAAAGGGCUACCGAGAGAUCAUAUCUCGAGAAAACGAAGAUCUCGGCGAUAUUCUGAAGGAAGAAGAGAAAAAACUGCAGGAUCUGAACGCGUUUGACAUCAUUUCCUUCUCUCGCGGGCUGGACCUCUCCGGGCUGCUCGACGAAAAGUUCAAAGCGGUGGAGGAUGUGGACCGGCUGACGGCGGAGGAGUCGCCGGUGAGAGUUAUUGAGAAGGUGGAGGAAGUGGUGAAGGCGGAGAACGGCGGAUUGCAGCUGAGGAGGACGAAGGAAUGCGGGGUGGAACUGGAGGGCCAGAAUGGUAAUUUCGCAGUCGCAUUGGAGGUUUACCGGCUGACAGAAAGGUUGGUGGUGGUGGAGGUGAAAAGGAAAGCAGGCGACACCAAAGACUUCUCCGAGUUGUGGAAGGACAAAAUUAGGCCUGCAAUUCUGCAUCAACCUCAGCUGCAGGUUUCCAGUCUCCAGGAUUCCAGUUCUGGGGUAUCCUCGUCUUCUUACUCUGUUUCAUGUUGAUUGUUGAAAGCAAAAAUCUUUCCCCCAUGAUCAUUACAAUAUAUGUUUGUGUGUAUAAUACUAUUAAUUCCUAUCUUUAAAAUGUUAAUAAGAUACGCAUAGGUUGUAAUAAUCCUAGAAUGUAGGAAUAGGGAAAUAAGAUUACAGGCCCGGGAUUUUCAGAACAUCAGCCCGGAUUGUAUAUGUGCAUUGUGACGCAGACGACGUUGAGAGGAGUGGAUAAUCACUUCGGACAAUGGUUCACCGGUGUGGAUUUUUUACCUUUUGUUGAUUCGAAUGCAGUUGCCAUUUCGUGUUUUCGUGUACAUUUUCUUGCUCGGUUCGUUCGUAAUGUUUCUUUGUCUGCCAACCGAAUGUCUGCAUCUACCUUGUAAGACAUCUGCAUUUGGUCUUGUAGAUGGGACACUUGAUAUUGAAUACGCUAGGUAGGUCGUUAGCUGAGGGAUAUGUAGCUACCAGUCAUGCAUCCAAUUCACAGAGCACUGAAUGCAGUAUGAAUUUAACCCUACAUCCGGUUCAGGGACGGAUAUGUUUUGUUGUAUUGUUCUCCCAGAACUCGACGUUGG
Molecule: messenger RNA, 2164 nt
Organism: Sesamum indicum (sesame)
Lineage: Eukaryota; Viridiplantae; Streptophyta; Magnoliopsida; Lamiales; Pedaliaceae
Product: CBL-interacting serine/threonine-protein kinase 11
Biological process (GO): signal transduction; protein phosphorylation
Molecular function (GO): protein serine/threonine kinase activity; ATP binding
Source: RefSeq, a predicted model, not a curated record